Messenger RNA from Aspergillus terreus NIH2624, 8535 nucleotides. Its product is annotated as FMP27 family protein. NCBI's taxonomy places the organism in Eukaryota, Fungi, Ascomycota, Eurotiomycetes, Eurotiales, Aspergillaceae. The coding region runs from base 1 to 8535 and encodes 2844 amino acids. The record is from RefSeq and is a predicted model, not a curated record. The transcript is spliced from 3 exons.
AUGCUCCCCAAGGAAGGCAUUCAGAUCGAGCUGCGCGGGCUCGGUCUGUCGCUACAUCCGCCAUCCUUCGCCCAACCAACAUGGCUCAGCCUUCGAUUGACCGACCUGAAGAUCACCAUCGACCCCAGCGCGCUGGGAAGACCCCGAGAGACAAAAGGAAAGCCGGAUUUGUUGGAACCGCAAAGUCCAGAGGAGUCGAAUAUCUCGGAAGACCCGGAGAAUAGCAAGGCGCCGCGGCGGAGCAAGACAUGGAGGACCCUGACUCGUUUGAAGGAGUAUGUGAAGCGACUCCAUCGCAAGAUCCACUGGUUGAAGUUAGUCGAUGUCAUCGCUGUCAAUACGACUCUCAACUUCGUCGAAGCCGGUCAGAUCCAGGUCGGAUCGUUGUCCCUGGCGGUCGACACACGGCGCAAGAUGGUGGACCGGGGGAAGCUAUUCCGGCAGAAGAAGGAUGAGUCCGACGAGCACCGCCCAGCCGAAUGGAUCAUGGCGGUGCAAAAUGUCCUGCUGUCCAUUGAUGGUCGCGAACCAACGGAGCUGCUGGAUAAUAUUGGGGUCAAUAUUCACGGGCUUCUCCAUCGAAACCUCGAGGGCUUAAGGGAUGCGUCGAUUGCGUUCAAGAUCGGGCGGAUGCACAUUCCGCUCGAUGAUUUGACCACCCUUGUGCGCCGGAUCAAAAAGUUCCGGCAGCCCUUUACUGCGGAUGCGAUGGGCGAUCUGGAUGAGGAGGUGACCUUUGCGGACUUUGUGGAGGAGCUGGACAAACCCGGAAGCCGGGACGAUGCGAUUGUACAGACGGUGGCCGACUCGAGGGAGUUUGCGAGCUCAUUGCUGCGCGGAAUUCAGGAAAUCCAGGUCGCCCUGAGCUUCUUUCGAUUGUCCCAGGCCAUCCAGCCCUCCGCGAAACAAAGUUCCGUCUACCUCAACGUGGUGUCUCAUGAGCUAGGAAUUGACCUCCAUCGGAUGGACCAGAAGAGUCCUGCCCACCGUAUGUAUUUCCAACGGAACGACAUUGCUCAUCAGGCCCUUCUUGCCGCGAUCUCCGUCUCCGUCAGUCUGGACGACAGCUCAGGGGAAUCAGACAACCUCCUCUACAUUCCCAUGGCUACUACGACGAUCAAAACCACUCUCCCUUCCAAAACAAUCAGCUCUUACGAUGAAUCCAACUUGGACGAACGAAACACCAACAUCCUGUUUGCAAACCUCGUCAUCACAUCGCCAUCCUUCGAUUUAGAACCACGACAUGUUUCCCGGCUCCUGAACUUGACCCAAGGACGUACAUCUUCCUCCCGUGGCAAGAAAAGACGCACCCAGCGCCUGAUCUCUCGAUUGCUCCCGAAAGCGAGUAUCAAACUCUCCGUUCAUGAACCAGUCGUGCGAUUCGUCCUCCCCAUAUCCGAACCUUCUACGACUGAAGAUGACUACAAUCUUCUCAUAUCUUCCAUAUCCUCCAUCUCCCUUGACAUUGAAUCUUCCCACUCAUCAGAAGGCGGUAUACAUUAUACGCUCUCCUCCAUAUAUCGAAUUUCUUCCCAUCAGCUGUACUACCAAACUCCUUCUGGAGUCAAACAUAACCUCCUUACCACAGAAAACCUGGAACUGAAGGUCUUCCUCAGCGCAUCUCCGGAAGUGCGUGUGAUGGCCUCGGGAACUUUGAAUACCUGUUCUGCGCACAUGGUGAACCGCGAUGUCAAUAGAGGCAUACAGCAGGUGUUUGAACAAUUCAGAACGCAUGUGCGUCCCAGACGCCGCACCUCGAUGACACCGGAGGAGCGAAAACCUAGUUUCCUUCGACAACUUCCUCCUUGGCUCCUGCGAUUCCAAUUCGAGGCUACCGGACUAAGCUUGGAAAUUGCCGGGGUUGACGAAACCGUGUCCGAUAUCUCACGCGGUGUCUCCUUGCAGCUGCAAUCAUGGACCGCUGACUACCGAGCUCAGAAGACCGAACCAAGCAAUAUCAGCUUUGCCCGGCGGCGCACCCCAAGUCACUCAACUAUCGGCGACGACACGCCGUUCAGGUUCCCCCCGACGUCGCCGCCACGGCAGACCCAAAGCGGCGUCGCAGACGGCCGACGACUGGCGUUCCAUGCGCGGGGAUUCGAGGGCUUUGUCAUCGAGUCGGAAGAUUUUCUGGAGGCUGAGCCUUUCUUCUCACUGCCUAGAUUUGAGAUAGCACUGAGCACUCUCAGUGACCGUGUUGGGCCAGUGUUCAAUGUGAACUCGGUGUUCAAGGGCAUAUACUUUCAAUAUUCUCUCUACCGUUACUAUUGCCUCGGGGUGGCUACGUCUGUGAUCCAAGAUGCUUUUGUGCGUCACUCCCCGGAAGUCUCGAGCCCUGUGUCCCCUCAGUGGAGCUCAAUGGACUUCACUCCUUCCUCACCUCAACGCAUGGUACCGCCACAAAGGGGAGAGCUUGUGACUGUCGACGUGAGAGCGACCGUUGUCCAAAUUAAGACCUCGCUCCCAGCCGACCCCCCAAUGCUGUUCCAGCUUUAUGGUCUCCACGCAGGCUCUCAUCGUCUCAUGGCUCCUUUCGUCAAAGCCCAACUGGUCCGCCUGCAUGCUGAAGCACCUAAACUGAAAGGGGUAUGGGCAAGAAUUGUCAGCAUGAACAACGUCCGCGCAGAUUUACGUACCAUGAGGUAUAAACAUGGCGCCGACCUUACAGAGGAGAAGUCCAUCGAUGUAUGGGCGGACUUCAUUCGAGUGGGAGUUCCCCAUCACAUGGUGAUGCAUCGGAUUUUCGACAAUAUCAUCAAUACAUCGAAGGCCCUCAAGCAGCUGCACCAUCGCUUCAAGACUCGCUCUCCCCACUUCGUCUCUGUUAGGGAGCCAGAGGAACCAAAGGUGGUUCCCAGGGUUUCUGUUCGCAGCAAAGCUCUUCUUUUUGAGCUAGAGGAUGAUGCAUUUGAAUGGAAGCUGGGUUGUAUCUAUCGCACUGGUCUCCUGGAACAGCGCCAACGGCUGGCCCGCGAAGAAGCGUUCAAUUUAAAGCUGCAGAAAAUCGAGACCGGGCAGCGCCGUGCCUCAUCCCGCCUCCGCGCAAGGUCCAGCCAUCGAACUCUUCGGAGCGAGCGCGUCAGCCAAGACACGCGAAGGAGUAAAAGUGCAGAUGCGAAGCCACGCAAUGAGACGCAGGACGGCAAGCGUGGGCGUGGACGCAAGUUCCGCUAUGACACCGAGGGCGCCGCGUGUAUCUCGUCGGAGUGCAGAGUCUCGGCAGAAAAUGCUUGGUACCGACUUCAGGAACACCAUGCACGAAGCUGGAAGAGUAAAAUAGAUGCAGCCAUGAAGUUCCAGGGCACUUCAAUCAAAGAAGUCAGAAACCUCUUUGCUGGUGCCGACGAACCUCCACAGGAUGUGGAGGAAACGGAGACCGUCCUCUCUAUUCCGAACCGCCCUGCGCUGAUGGCGGCCCUCAUCAGCGACAUAAAUCUUGUCAUAGACAAGCCGUCUUUCCCUCAAGAAGAUUAUCCUACUUUCCUGCACCGAAUCGGAAAAGGGAUGCCGAUGUCGAUGCAGUACGCACUACUCAUUCCGAUGAGCUUCCGGCUAGACAUGGGCGAGGCCCGUGUAAACUUGAGGGAUUAUCCCCUAGACUUGCUGCACAUCCCGGCUUUGCGCCCUGGCCAAUCCCCCAGAUUACCUAGCUGGUCUCUACGGACGAAUUUCGUCAUUGCUGAGGAGUAUCGUGAUUACAAGUCAGCCCGGCAGGUCGAGGUGGAGCUUGUUCCGCCGACGGAGCUUCCGGAUGGGACUAAAAGCUCGCCCUUUGCGAUCAGCGUCUGGCGAUCCGUCACGCCUGUUAAGACAUACUCUGAUCCUACAAUCGAAAUCAAUACCAGUCUUCCGACAAGUAUCUCCUGGGGCAUGUCCUAUCAACCCGUGAUCCAGGACAUGAUGAAGAUCAUAGAAGGAUUCACAAAGCCUGAGAUUGACCCGUCUGAGAGAGUUGGCUUCUGGGACAAGAUCCGCCUCAGUUUCCACUCGCGGAUCCGUGUCAUCUGGAAGGAAGAUGGCGAUGUUCAUCUCCGCUUGAAGGGUUCUCGUGAUCCUUACGUGGUGACUGGAUUCGGUGCCGGAUUCGUUAUGUGUUGGCGCAGGGACGUGAAAUGGGAUAUCCAUACCAGCGAUGAUCCGAUGGAGUUUAUGAGCGUCACCAGUGGCGAGUAUGUGUUGGCCAUUCCAGAUUACAGCCACGAAGCUCGCUAUAUGGCGGAAGCCACCGCUCAGGAUCUGGAAAGCACGUCAUCGUCGAGUGAACUCAAGAACGCGGCUCACUUCAAGAAGGUGAUCAUGAAACUAUCCGGCGAUGUGAAAUGGGCUGCCGGGCUUGUUUUUGAGCGGAAUGUUGACGAGGACAACCGCUCCUUUGAGUUCAAGCCGCACUAUGAAGUUAUUCUUCAGAACCCGAUUCAUGUGGACCCUUCACAAAGGGAAGAUUACGAUGCUUUCCGUGGAUUCCGGAGCAAUCACAUCCAUUUGUCGGUGGCUGUUGUCGCUCCUGAGAGCCGAGACUGGUCCGUUGACCAUGUGCAACCGUCAACGAGUUACAACUCUGUCCAUCUCACACCUCGCUUUUUCACUCACUUCUUUAGUUGGUGGUCGCUGUUUUCAGGUGUCAUGUCUCUCCCUGUCCGCCAGGGACCACUUUGGCCAGGCAUUACCAAGACGAGCAAGAAGUUCAACCGUCAUCUUGCUACAGUUAAGUAUAAACUGCUUCUGGCGCCUCUCUUUGUGGCGCAUAUAUACAAGCAUAAAGACCGUGAGGACUAUGCUGAAGACGUUGUCACUGCGACAGGAUUGAAAGUUCGUCUAGACAGCCUGAAGCUCGACGUUCACCAAAGGCGUGAGCAAAUCAAGACAUUAGCCAAAGGACACCUCAAGCAAACAAAGGCUAGUGCGAUGCGGAUAAAUCAAGCAGAGUUGGAUCUGCAGGCCGCAGAUUUCAGGGCCGUAUCUGCUAGUAUUGAGGGAACGAACCUAGAUGACAUAGAGAACAACCAGGACGAUAUCAUAUCGUCCUUCCAGCAGCCUGUUCCUUCCGUCGAUUUGUCCCGGUUUACAAUACCAGACCAGAAUCUUGACUGGAUUGACAUGGACGACUUUGUGGAGUUGGACUGGAUUCUGCCUCAGGAGUCGAACCCUCGCACCCAAAUCUUGCCGCUUGCCUUCACCCCGCGCUUCACAUACUUCCGUCAGACAGACCAUGGAGAUAUCGACCCUGAAGAGACCGGGUAUAGCACGUUUGGGAACGAGCCUACCCACGAUUGUGUCAUGUCCGAAAACAAUGAACCUCGUCGCGUGCAAAUGGAGCUGAUUAGGGAUCGUCUUGCAACUGUUGAGACACAGAUACGGGACUGUGACCGUGCAAUUGGCGAGCAGGAGCUCCGCAUAGCGAAGGACGUCGAGGGGGAUCCGCGGCUUCGCCAAGAACAUGCCGACUAUGUUCGACAGGCGGCAUCUCUCGCCCGAAGACGGGCCUUUCUCACUGCAGGACUUCAACGGCUUGAACGGCAGCUGGCUCGAGAGGAGAAACUACCUGUCAACAAGAAUCCGGAGAAUUUCGCGACUGAUAGUGCUUCUCGAGUGGGAACGGAUGCCGAGUCAGCCAACGAGAAUAAGGAUACUGAUCUGGACGGCCUUUACUCUUCGCCUCAUGAUGAGUUCGCGAGUGACUUCAACAAUCGCUUCAUGAUCCACAAUAUCCAGUUGAAGUGGAACAAUCCCCUUCGGAACAUCAUACUUCGCUACAGUCAUCAAGUCAGCCAGAGACGUGGAUUUGUCUACUACAUGUCUCGGAGGGCGGUCAAGUUCAUCCUCGAUAUUGUUGAUGAGCAAAGCCGAACCAAGCGGAGGCAAUCGAAGCUUUUUAAAACUGCUUCCCGACGCCCUUCCGACGCUCGUGGCCUUGUCGACAGCGAGGAUGAUGACAGCGUGGAGGAUCGAAUUGAGCAGUUGUUGAACGAUGCUAAGCGCUUUGUGAAUGCUGAGGAACAGGAGCAUUCAGACCAGAAGGAUGAAGCCAACACCAAGUCUGAUGGUUCUAGCGAGAACAUUGCGCCCGAGUUCACGCCACAAAACAGUUACAAUCUGCGACUCAUCGCGCCUCAAAUCCAGUUACAGAGCGAGAAGAACCAGAAGUCUGUCUUACUGAUAGCCGCCAAAGGCAUGCAGCUCAAGGUGGUGUCGAUUAUGGACAAGGAGCGUGUGUCAGAUGACGUUAGUGGUCUAGUUCAGCGGCGAUUCACUCUCGACAUGGACGGUGCUCAAUUCUUCGUGGCCACGCACAAGAACCUGAUGAACCAUCUGCAGUUUUAUGCUGGCAACAAAUACGGCAAUUCUCCUGGUUCGGCUUGGCCGCCUUGGCUAACGCUCGAGGCGAUGUUUGACUUCGAACUCAACCCGUUUGGCUUCUCAAGGAUUAUUCAGAAGACUUCGGCCAGCUUACGGUAUGACAAGUACAAUAACCUGCGCUUGAAGUACAAUGAAGAAGUCGGCAAGGGUCGUCAGGACCCAUACGGCCAAGAGGCCAGGAUGGACCAUAUCAGUGUCGACUUCCCGCACUUCCGCGCUAUCUGUGACUCGGCUGAGUAUUACUCCCUGUACAUCAUCGUGCUCGACCUGUUGCUAUACAGUGAGCCUUUGGAGAAGGUCCGCAAUGAGCGUCUUGAACGGAUAAUGCUCAGCUCUGACUUCAGCGAUCUUCGGGGCGCACCGGAAAUGGUCUUCAAAUUGCAGUCCCGCAUCCGACAGCUGGAAGAGAUCAAAGAACAUUUCCAGGUCCAUGCAAAAUACCUAGAUAAAAAAGGCUGGGAAGAUCGUUUGGUUCUCGAGAAGGAUCUUACUCAGUGCGAAGAUGAGCUAUUCUUCUUGAUGAAAGCAAUCACGUCAUCUCAACGAAAGAUCGAACCGACAGUGUCAGGGGCAACUGGUGUCUUGCGCUGGAACAUCUCUGCCAGCGAGGUCGUCUGGCAUCUUAUGAAGAAGGAAUCAGAACCGCUGGUUGAGUUCCAGCUACGGAAUGCGGAGUAUGACCGAACGGACAAUAGUGAUGGGUCGAAUCACAACCAAGUCGCGGUAGAGCGACUUUACGGACUGAACCUGCUACCUGAUGCUAUUUACCCUCAGAUCAUCGUGCCGUACCUUGAUCAGACAAAGCAGCCAGACGGACCGGAUGAUUAUAUGAUCAAGGUUAGGUGGCACAUGCUCGAAGCUGUUGCGGGCAUCCCUGUUGUGGAUGAUUUUGACGUCUCUCUCUUCCCUCUCAAGAUCCAACUGGAGCGGGAACUCGGCCAGCGUCUCUUUGAGUACAUAUUCCCCAACGUCGGAUCGAGUGCAUUCGAGAGCGGUGGUUUCUCCCCGUUCAUGAUCAAGAAUAUGGAGCCCUUGGACGAUUCUGAUUCGGAUGGUGAAACAAGUCCAGCUUCGUAUCCAGGCGUCAAUGAAGUCAGCGACGCUCCAAACGACGACCUGCAGCUACCAUCCGGACCAGGUGCUAUUGAGCUCCGAUUGCAACCAACGCUUUCUUUAUCCGAAGAGAACAAGCCUCGCCCUCAUCGCUCAGGAUAUCAUCUCAAAGGUCUCGCCAUGACACCUAUCCACAGGGAUAGCAAUCGGUCGCCGCAGGGCGAAGGAACUCGCCAUUCACAACGUCCAGGCACUGCGUUGACCAAGAAGAGAUCCGUCGAUAGCAUGCGAAUUCUCUCGCGACAGCCCACAGAGAGGUCGCUCGCAAAUGGAUCGACCACGACCGUUGGUGAAGAGAAGGGCAAGAAGUUUGGUCUGGUCAAGAAGAAGAAUAAAGAGACCACAGACGAUCUCUCCCAGAUGAUGUCCCGCGCAUCCAACUACAUGACACUGGCUCAUGUCAGGGUGAAUGAUGUGGUCCUUUGUUUGAGUUACAAAGGCAAAGGUGACCACAACCUGGAGGAUCUUCAUGACUUUGUCUUCCGACUGCCUGUUCUAGAGUACCGCAACAAGACAUGGUCAAAUCUGGACCUGGCGCUACGGCUGAAAAAGGACGUGAUCAAGGCUCUCAUUUCGCACGCUCCAGCAAUCCUCGGGAACAAAUUCUCUCAUCACCGGCCUACGAAACAGCAGCAGAAGCACUACCGCGAGCUUGCGUCCUCUUCUCAGAUCUUGCACAACCCCGACAGCACAGCGAGCUUACAUUCUGAGAAAGCGCAAAGUUUGGCAAGCCAAGACUCCAACAGCGAGUACUCCGAGUCCCGAUCACAACGAUCAGUCCAAUCGGGCACAUCGCCUCUCGCACGGUCAAACUCUUUAGGGUCUAGCGUGCUCAGUGUGCAAGACGCAGCUGGGCCAUCGUCUGAUGCUCACUCGACGAGCGAGGUGGAUGUGGAUGCCCGUUGGGAGCAAUCGCGCCGACUCGUCAAUCCCCCUCCCCGGCCUAUGACUUCUGGUCAGAUACUCUCCCGUUCCCAGACUGCCAAGCGCUGGGACGAGCCAGGGGAAAGCCACAAAUCGACAAUUCGAAAUUUCGGCCGGAAGCUAAUGCCCUCUCGGAAAUAA